Messenger RNA from Ochotona curzoniae (black-lipped pika), 905 nucleotides. RefSeq names its product homeobox C5 (gene HOXC5). Gene Ontology annotation, biological process: regulation of transcription by RNA polymerase II; anterior/posterior pattern specification; embryonic skeletal system morphogenesis. Lineage: Eukaryota; Metazoa; Chordata; Mammalia; Lagomorpha; Ochotonidae. Gene Ontology annotation, cellular component: nucleus. The coding region runs from base 69 to 737 and encodes 222 amino acids. The transcript is spliced from 2 exons. Gene Ontology annotation, molecular function: DNA-binding transcription factor activity, RNA polymerase II-specific; RNA polymerase II cis-regulatory region sequence-specific DNA binding. The record is from RefSeq and is a predicted model, not a curated record.
ACUUCAAAGAGUCACAAAUCACCCUUAAUCAAAAAGGGUGCAGAAAUUUUUUUUGGGCCCUCCCCGCCAUGAGCUCCUACGUAGCCAAUUCAUUCUAUAAGCAGAGCCCCAAUAUCCCUUCCUAUAACAUGCAAACUUGUGGGAACUAUGGAUCGGCCUCAGAGGUGCAGGCAUCCAGGUACUGCUACGGUGGAUUGGACUUAAGCAUCACUUUCCCACCGCCUGCGCCUUCCAACUCUCUCCACGGGGUAGACAUGGCUGCCAGCCCCCGGGCUCACCCCGAACGCCCCGCCUGCAGCGCCACGGCCGCUCCGGGACGCGCUCUGGGCAGAGACGAAGCGGCUUCUCUGAACCCCGGGAUGUACAGCCAGAAGGCGGCCCGCCCGGCGCUGGAAGAGCGAGCUGCGAGCGCUGGGCAGAUCAAAGAGGAGCAGGCGCAGCCUGGGCAGCCCGCAGCGCGGAGCCAGCCGCCGGCCCCGCCACAGAUUUACCCGUGGAUGACCAAACUGCACAUGAGCCACGAGACGGACGGCAAGCGGUCGCGAACCAGUUACACGCGCUACCAGACCCUGGAACUCGAGAAAGAAUUCCACUUUAACCGCUACCUCACUCGCCGCAGGCGCAUCGAGAUCGCCAACAACUUGUGUCUCAACGAGAGACAAAUCAAGAUUUGGUUCCAAAACCGAAGGAUGAAGUGGAAGAAAGAUUCCAAGAUGAAAAGCAAAGAGGCGCUUUAGAGGCAGCGGGACGAUCCCCCGCAAGCCGGCGGUGCUCCCCGCGUCUCUCCUGACUUCCCUUCUCCGUUUUCUUCUCUUUCUGUAUUUUGGGGCCAGGGGAGGGGUGGGGGGCUCUCAGACAAAAAAAAAAAAAUGCUCUUUCCUUCGGCAUCCGCAUUCCCACCGACC